Messenger RNA from Paralichthys olivaceus (Japanese flounder), 935 nucleotides. NCBI's taxonomy places the organism in Eukaryota, Metazoa, Chordata, Actinopteri, Pleuronectiformes, Paralichthyidae. The record is from RefSeq and is a predicted model, not a curated record.
AGCCAUGACCUCAGCCACUCCCCCGUCCUCAGAGGGCUCCUCCCCCCAGAAAGUCUGCCACUCACAGACGCAGACGGACAUCACCAAGCCCCUGCUGGGCUCCACAGGCGUGGCCGGAGCAGCUGGGGCAGGCGGAGAGGUAACAGGUCCUGGGGGGACCAGCGCUCUGCGAAGGAGGCGCCGUGUCCUCUCCAAAGAUGGACGAAGCAACGUGCGUAUUGAACACAUAAGCGGGAGAGGGGCACUGUACCUCCGCGACCUCUGGACAACUUUUCUUGACAUGCAGUGGCGCUACAAGUUCUUCCUCUUCUCUGCUACCUUCGCGGGGACCUGGUUCCUGUUUGGAGUGCUGUGGUACCUGGUAGCAAUGGUGCAUGGAGACCUACUGGAGUUUGACCCCCCCUCCAACCAUACACCAUGUGUGAUGGAGGUGAAGACCCUGACCGGGGCUUUCCUCUUCUCUCUGGAGUCUCAGACCACAAUAGGUUAUGGUUUCCGGUGCAUCACGGAGGAGUGUCCUGCCGCCAUCGUCCUGCUCAUUUUUCAGCUGGUCAUCACCAUGGUGAUGGAGAUCUUCAUCACCGGCACCUUCCUGGCAAAGGUGGCUCGUCCCAAGAAAAGAGGCGAGACGGUGAAGUUCAGUCAACAUGCUGUUGUGUCAAAUCAUGAGGGUCGUCCCUGCCUCAUGAUCCGAGUGGCCAACAUGCGCAAGAGCCUGCUGUUAGGAUGCCAGGUGACGGGGAAGUUGCUUCAGACGUCUCUGACAAAGGAGGGCGAGACGGUGCGGCUGGACCAGCGCAAUGUGCCUUUUCAAGUGGACACGUCCAGCGACAGCCCCUUCCUCAUCAUCCCGCUGACCUUCUACCACAUCAUUGACGACAACAGCCCUCUCAGAGCCUGGGCAGCAAAAGGUAUAUCUGAGUGGACUUCCUUUG